Messenger RNA from Oncorhynchus mykiss (rainbow trout), 1323 nucleotides. RefSeq lists its product as uncharacterized. NCBI's taxonomy places the organism in Eukaryota, Metazoa, Chordata, Actinopteri, Salmoniformes, Salmonidae. The record is from RefSeq and is a predicted model, not a curated record.
AUUCCUAAAAAAGUAACGCUACAGCCCUGUUUCCAUAGUAACAAAACUCUCGACACAGUCAGACGUUUGUUUUGUCACUCCCUGCAAGUUAGCUCGAAAUCCAUACUCGGGUUUUCUCCGCACUAUUUUUGCCGGUGUCCAGAUUUGCAAACGCAGAAUAGCUGGUAAUAAAGACAACAGUAGACAUGAACACUGACACAGAUCGCCGACAAAACGACCAUGGCGUUGGCAAUGGUGAUGAUGAUUCAACAAAAGCUGCCCCGACUUCCCAGAUUCCUGGGCUCUCUGACGAUGCUAACAAUGGUCCUGAGGAGAGGACUAAAGGACGCCGUACUGGAGUUAAUGAGUCCGAUUCUGCUUAUACUAAACUGGCUAAACAAGGAGGACAGAGGGGUAAAAACGGUUUAUUGUGGCACGAGGAGACCAAUUUGGACACCAAACCUAAUUCUGCAUCAUCUUACAAAGCUCCAAACUGGUUCUCUGGAUCUCCAAAAGCUCAAGAGCAAGCAAGCCCAACCGAGAGCUUUCAAAACUACAUGUCAACUAAUGCUCCCUUUGGGAGUGAUAAUAAGUCAACUUGGGAAAGGGACUUUGAUGACAAAGAGAAGAUCUCUCCUAACAGCCAGAUGGAGAACUUGUCCUUAGCAUCAGGAAAGAAUGAAGAUGCAGCAGGCAAUUUCAAGAAAACCCCAGCAGCCCCGCUACCAAUUGAUGGGGCUGAAGAAAUAUCUCAGAAAUCUCAGAAUUCGACCCCUGUCAACAUGUCUACGCUCUUGAGCUUUGGCUAUUUAGAGGACCAGAAAGGGGCACCAAAUACGCAUUCAUCAAGUUCCAAGGAGUAGAAAGGAGCAAAGGCAGUGACGCACGACUCAAUGUUCUCCUCCACAACGUUCCUUCACCAGGUUUUGCCUGUUCACAACCGCUCAUAGAUCGAUAAAAGCAGUUUGUUUAGGUUCAAGUCAGAGUUAAGGCACUCUUGUCAUGCUACAUGUUUAUUCUUGUCCCUAGACGUAUACACAACUGCAAAACUUGAUUCUGUUAGAUUGCGCUCACAGACCCACUCUGUUCUGUGCCUGAAGUUGCUAAUGAACUGCAUUUUCACUGUAACACUAACAGCUAAUGUACUAGCCUGAGCUAUGCUCUUGUUCAUCUGUUGUAGUUUGGGGAAUGAUGGUUUACUUUUAAAAGGUGUCUAUGGCUUAGAAGGGCUCCUCUAAAAAUGCCUGCUGUUCUGAAGUGUUAUGUCUUUUUGUGUGUGUGUGUGCCUCGUUAUGGUUGCUAUAAAGAUUUGUUUUAAAGAAAAUAAAUGUGUUGUGCAUGGAA